GACACACGUUGGUCUUCAUUCCUCCUCCUUAUACCGCCACCACCUCCUGAAGGUAGCAAUUGCCCUCUGCCCAGAUGCUGACCUCAUACUGCGCUUUCUGAUGUGGCCAAUGGACGUUUUCAAGUUACAGUCUCUUGGAGGUGGAAAGGCCCCUUAACCUCAAUGAGUCAAUGUUUGCUGCAGCCGAGUCUAUAGUCACGAGACUUAUUUGUCUUUAACUGGUUAUUUGACUCACAGGCCAUUCUUGGCAUUCGUCUGCAUUCCGAACUAUGAUUCUUGUUUCUCCCUGCGUAGUUUGGAAGCCCCAAUUUAAUAAUUUCCGAACUAAGUGCAAGGUUACAUUCCAAUGGCUUCGAUUCAGGAACUCCUUCCCCCGCCCUCUUCCCUUGAGCAUAUAUGCUUCCGACGCGGAGGGUACCUCACUAGCCCUACAGGCGGCAAGACCAGUCGUACUUUGGGAAUACGGAUAAAUCUUCAUCCUCUGCCUCCUGGCAAGUGGCAGGAGUUAGUUGUCUCUUUAAGAGCGUGCUAGAACUGAAGCCGAAGAGUAUCGCGAGAACCGUACAACCAGCGACUUCUCGCGAUGUUUAGACCGGCAAAGGGUGGCCAUUUUGGAGUCCACCCGGCGGCUGGUAGCCCCGGCGGCGUCUGCCAGCCUGCUGCCGGGACCAAAGCUGGCCCCACCGGUGUCUGCCCGGUGGGCGGCCGCACCAACGCGAUGUGGCGGCUCCGCUGCAAGGCCAAGGAGGGCACUCAUGUUUUGCAGGGGUUGUCCAGCCGGACCCGGGUGCGAGAACUCCAGGGCCAGAUUGCCGCCAUCACCGGGAUCUCCCCCAGCUGUCAGCGAAUCCUCGUCGGAUACCCGCCCGAGUGCCUGGAUCUUAGCAACGGGGAUACCAUACUAGGGGAUUUGCCCAUCCAGUCAGGUGACAUGCUGAUCGUUGAAGAAGACCAAAGUAGGCCCAAAACGUCGCCUACAUUUACAAAAUAUGGUGCUCCUAGUUACGUCAGGGAAACUUUGCCUGUACUUACCAGGAUGGCAGUCCCAGCAGACAACUCUUGUCUCUUUACCAGUGUGUACUAUGUUGUUGAAGGAGGAGUCUUGAAUCCAGCUUGUGCCCCUGAGAUGAGACGCCUCAUAGCACAAAUUGUAGCCAGUGAUCCAGACUUCUAUAGUGAGGCAAUACUGGGAAAAACAAAUGAAGAGUACUGUGACUGGAUCAAAAGGGAUGAUACUUGGGGUGGAGCCAUUGAGAUAUCCAUUUUGUCUAAGUUUUACCAAUGUGAAAUAUGUGUAGUGGAUACACAGACUGUACGAAUUGACCGUUUUGGGGAAGAUGCAGGAUAUACCAAAAGGGUCCUUCUCAUUUAUGAUGGCAUCCACUAUGAUCCACUUCAGCGCGUCUUCCCUGACCCAGACACCCCUCCUCUGACUAUUUUCUCCUCUUAUGAUGAUAUUGUUCUUGUGCAAGCACUGGAAUUAGCAGAUGAAGCUAGAAAGAAGAGACAGUUUACUGAUGUAAACCGCUUCACCCUGAGAUGCAUGGUAUGUCAGAAGGGAUUAACUGGACAAGCAGAAGCAAGGGACCAUGCCAAGGAGACAGGCCAUACCAACUUCGGAGAAGUGUGAUCCAUGCAUGAUGAGGAUUGAAGCCUACUACCUCACAGAUCCAGAAGGCUCUGGGUUUUCCAAUAAGCUAUUUGUUACCCUUAAGAACAAAAGAACACAAUGCUUGAACCAUCCUUUUAACCUUAAACCACUAAGACACUGAAUUCCUUGUUAAGAUUAAAAUUAGUGUGCAAGUUUA
This is a messenger RNA of Odocoileus virginianus texanus, 1808 nucleotides long. RefSeq names its product YOD1 deubiquitinase (gene YOD1). Gene Ontology annotation, molecular function: cysteine-type deubiquitinase activity. The record is from RefSeq and is a predicted model, not a curated record. NCBI's taxonomy places the organism in Eukaryota, Metazoa, Chordata, Mammalia, Artiodactyla, Cervidae. Gene Ontology annotation, biological process: protein deubiquitination; endoplasmic reticulum unfolded protein response. Gene Ontology annotation, cellular component: cytosol; nucleus.